UUGUCUUGGAAAAGCAUGAGCGAAGGUGGAAAACCUCAACCGGCAGCUACGGACAAGGAAGAAUUUGUCCAUUUCUUCCCCCAGAUCGUCCGAGACCUGUUGGAAAACGAACUUCACGUCCCUGAAGUGGCCGAUGCCGUCACCAGGCUGAAAAGGGUGAUCGAAUAUAAUGCCGUUGGUGGGAAAUACAACCGCGGGCUAACCGUGGUGGCUGCUCUUCGGGAACUAGCCAAACCAGACCAGCCGGACCCAAAGACUUUCCGCAUUGCCCUCGUUGUGGGCUGGUGUGUUGAACUGCUCCAGGCGUUUUUCCUAAUUGCGGAUGAUAUUAUGGACUCUUCGUUGACCCGCCGAGGCCGGCCUUGCUGGUACAGACAGGAAGGGAUCGGCCUGGACGCCAUCAACGAUGCCUUCCUCGUGGAAUCCAGCGUUUACCAGCUGUUGAGGCGACACUGUCGUGAGCAGCCCUACUAUCUGAAUCUAAUGGAGCUUUUCCUCCAGUCGACCUACCAGACCGAGCUGGGCCAGGCCUUGGACCUGUUUCAGAUCAAUCUGGAUUCCUUCACGGAAGAAAGGUACAAAGCAAUUGUGAAGCACAAAACGGCAUAUUAUUCCUUUUAUUUACCGGUGGCGGCUGCGAUGUAUAUGGCUGGCAUCGACAGCGAGGGAGAGCACGCCCAUGCCAAGGCCAUCCUUGUCCAGAUGGGGGAAUUUUUUCAAAUCCAGGAUGAUUUCCUCGACAAUUUUGGGGACCCCAAAGUGACCGGUAAGAUAGGAACAGAUAUUCAGGAUAAUAAAUGCAGCUGGUUGGUGGUUCAGAGCCUCAAACGGGCAUCUCCGGAGCAGAGGAAGAUUUUGGAGGAGAAUUACGGCCAAAAGGAAGCAGAGAAAAUUAAUCGUGUGAAGGCUCUUUACGAGGAACAGGAUCUAAAAGCCGUUUAUAAAAACUACGAAGAAAACAGCUACCAACGCAUCGUGGCUUUAAUUGCCCAGCACGCCGUCCGUUUGCCCGGCCAGAUCUUCCUUGAUUUGGCCAACAAAAUCUAUAAGAGACAGAAAUAAUUUUUCCAAAGAAAUCUGGAUAAUAUUUUUUAUUUUUUUUUUUAAAAGCUGGGACUAGAGAUAAAAAACAAAAUUUCUUAGACCGGUUGUGGGCUAAUUCAGGAACGGCAGCAGGGACAGGGGUGGCCGGGGGGGGGGGGGAAGGAAUAUUUUAAUUCCGUAACCCUCUCAAUGGGAUUUUAUUUUAUUUUUCGAUAGGUGGUGCUACUUAGGAAGACUUGCUAGAUUUCAUUUUGCUUUGGGCGGAGGAAAAUCCAGCCGUAUUUCUAAGGGAUGCAGGCUGCUUUUUCCCCCCCAUUUUUUUCACUCUUCCCUAACCUCGGGGCUGUGGAUCCUUGCCACCAGGGUCGGCAGUUGGGGGUGAUUGGAAUUGUAGUCCAGGAACUUUUAGGACGAGGUGCUGCGAGGACAUUAAUGAUGCCAGUUUUCGAUGCCGGAUGAGACUCACCAUCCAUUAUUUAGAUGAUGCUGUGAGACCUUUUAAGGGUUGCUUGGAAGACUUUGUACCAAUAAAUUAUU
Messenger RNA from Protobothrops mucrosquamatus (brown spotted pit viper), 1581 nucleotides. RefSeq names its product farnesyl diphosphate synthase (gene FDPS). Bases 16 to 1062 code for a protein of 348 amino acids. The record is from RefSeq and is a predicted model, not a curated record. Gene Ontology annotation, cellular component: cytoplasm. The transcript has 9 exons. Gene Ontology annotation, biological process: trans, trans-farnesyl diphosphate biosynthetic process. Gene Ontology annotation, molecular function: dimethylallyltranstransferase activity; (2E,6E)-farnesyl diphosphate synthase activity. NCBI's taxonomy places the organism in Eukaryota, Metazoa, Chordata, Lepidosauria, Squamata, Viperidae.